UGGAAUGUGACACAGUAACGCCCAGUUCAUGGUCCUGCUGCACCAGUUCCAACCCUCCACCUGUUCUGCUGCACCCGGCCGCUGACUGCUGACAGCUCGCUCUCCUGUCAGCUCACUGUCGGAUCCAGAUCCUGCGCCUCGUCAUGAUCCCGCUCAGCAACAGAAGUGAUAACCAGAUCAGCGAUUUGCUGACAGACUACGGCAUCAAGCAUGGACCAGUAGUGAAAUCCACUCGACAUCUGUAUGAGAGGAAGCUGGAGGAGGCCAUAGCCAGCGACCGGACCUUCUACAGAGAAGAAGAGGAGGAAAUCACCGACAUCAUAUGUCGCCAUCCGAGGAGAAGGAAGACCUCUGCCAGGCCGUCAGCACGGUUUUUGCCCGGCUCUGAGCAGAACGGAGAUCAGCCGCCGGACCAAGCUGGAGAGAUUCAUUCGUCCGGGAUCGACCAAAGCAGCGGCGCCGAGCCGUCCGAUGAUCCGAAACCGGAAGAGCAACUCACAGGGACGGAGCAAGGAAGCAGCACUGAACUGGAUCAACAGAUCCAACAGAAGCUUCAUCUUGUGUCUGUGAAGAUGAGUCACACAACAACAACCAGUCACAGCAAACUGGAAGUCAGAGGGCCAAUCAGACGGCAGGCGGCAGGAAAGAUACGGGUGGUGGUCCCAGCGGUGCUGGUGCUGACUGCGUUAGCAGCUGGAUGCUACUACAUCCUCACCACUGUAAUGUGACAGAGGAUUCCUGGCUUUGUAUUUCUGAUUUAUGUUUUUUUUUCUUCUCUCAGAAUGUAAUGUUUCACCCAAUUAGUCAGAUCAGAAAUCCUUAAAUGUCUAAAGUUCACACUCCAUUUCACCACUGUGUCUGCUGAAACAUGCUCCUUUAUUAUUAAGACCAUGAUUUAAUCUAUUUCCAUACUAAGCUACACCUGCCUGCCAUCACUUCUGUGUGCUCACUGGUCUUUCCCGUGAGCGUACUGCUGUGUUUGUGUUCCUGCUCCAUCUUCUGAGCCCUAACUGGAUCACAGAGCAUGGUGGCCUCUCACACUGACUCUGGUUCUGCUUUAGGCUACUUACUGUUGGAAGCGAGUCGUUUCUUCCCCCUGUUGCCAUGUGCUUGAUCCCUGUUACAGAUUGCUGCAAGGUGAUCCAGAGGAAUCAGUCCCUUAGAUUGAUAACUUCUUCCAAUUUGCAUUAACAACUGCAUUUGAGUGAACUGGAUUAUGAACAGGAUAGAACUGAAUUUAUGUACCUGAAAGGGAAUCUGUGUGUGACAACACCAAAUAAAACUGGAUUGAAUUCAA
Gambusia affinis (western mosquitofish) is the source of this 1297-nucleotide messenger RNA. It is a transcript of the gene emd, whose product is annotated as emerin (Emery-Dreifuss muscular dystrophy). The record is from RefSeq and is a predicted model, not a curated record. NCBI's taxonomy places the organism in Eukaryota, Metazoa, Chordata, Actinopteri, Cyprinodontiformes, Poeciliidae. The transcript is spliced from 8 exons. The coding region runs from base 144 to 728 and encodes 194 amino acids.